AUGGCGGCGGCGACAGAGGGGUCGGGAAACGUCGUCGUUUACUGCAACCGAGGCGCCGGUGGGGUCACUUUUCGUCUCAAGGAUGUGAUCAGGGAUGUCGCCAAUUGUGACAUUGACGGAGAAUUGAGCGUUGGAAGGACGGUGAGCGGGGAUUAUACGGUCGUGCACGUGGGAAACUUGGCGCGGAGUGGGUCAGACUUGAGUGACGUGGAUUCUGACGACUACGACGAGGAGGGCUUGCCGGUUGUUGAUGUCGUGAUGGAGCGAUAUCCGUCGGGAUACACUAUUCCAGAGGACGACGUCGUCGUCAAAGAGCAUCACGUGUCGAAUCUGGAGGAUGGUUGGCAAGUGACGACUAAUGACGCAGACAGUCUAGUUUCUCAGUUUACCGAAGAUGAUUUCGGAAAGUUGCAAUCGAUUUUGAGUUCGGAUCAAGCCAAGGCUGUGCUUGGAGAGGAACUGCCCGCCGUUGUGCUUGGGGCGAAUCCCGGGAAUCCCACCUACCGUCCAAGAAAAAUUACUCGAGAAGAAGCGAGGAAAGCAAUUUGGCAUGACCAUUGCUACGGGACGAGUCGUGUGGGAUCGAAUGCCGAUGGGAAGCCUUUGGUGGAAUACCAGGAGCAGAAUGAAGCUGACGACGAAGAAGAAGACGAUGAUGUCGAGGAUCGCCUUGUUUCCGCGGAAGAGGCAGCCCGACGGGAAAUUUCCAGGCGUUCUGAGCGUCAACGAGAAAAAUGGGAGAAGGAGGAAGUGGAAAGGAUCCGAGCCGAGAACCAGGAGCAAUUGGAACGCGAGAAAACCCGUCUCGGGAAGCUCACGAAAACCCUCCUUUCCGGGGAAGACGACGUCGAGCCCGAGUCGAAAUCCCUGGACCUCGACGACCCCCGGAUGCUUUUGGGUUCCGACUCUGACUCUGACCGUCGCCGCGCGUCAACCCGAGACCGUCGACCCACGAAGAAGAUGCAACAGAGUGAAGAGUAUCUCAACAUUGUGGCCAACGCUGUCCUGGACCGGAGAGAGGAAAUGGCCAAGAAGCUGAGAACGGAAGUCGACGACGAAGACGAGAAUCUUCUGCUCGGGCGGAAAACCGAGUCGCCGGGAGCAAAGGAAGCAGGUGAAGGAAAAGAAGGGCGACAAGGGGAAGGUGCAGUUGGCGAAGCAGAAGAAGAAGAAGGAGAAGACGAGGAUGUGGAUGAUGAGGCGGAAGAGGUGGACGAGAAUGACCCGAACAAGCUGUGGUGCAUUUGCCAGAAGCCGCACAAUAAUCGGUUCAUGAUCAGUUGCGACGUUUGUGAAGAUUGGUUCCAUGGCACCUGCGUCAACAUCACGAGAGCUCAAGGCAAGUUAUUGGAAGAAAGAAAGAAAAUGGAGCAGGAGUCCAAGCAAUGGAUCUGCCCCAACUGCAAGAAGAAUCCGAAGCCUGUCAAGGAAGAAGUGCCGAAAAAACAACAGCAGCAGCAGCUUGUGGAGACAGAGAAGAAAAAACCCGUUGCCGUGGGUUCGGAGUCUUCGAAGACCGUUAUUAAUAAAGACAGAAGCAAGUCGAACGUGAAAACUGCCCGUCCAUGUGCUUUGCGAUCCUGCAGAAACAAGACACUGACGACGGCCUAUUGUUCCAUGAGAUGCUGCAUGAAAGCCGUCGACGAUUUCAUGAUGUCGAGUUCGAAACCGCCGACGACGAAGAUAAAUGUGAUUGACAAAAGAACUGGGAAGAUUUUGAAGGGCUUUGAGGCGCCGAUUUUGGCUCAGUUGUCGUCUUUUCUGCGGACGCACCAAAAGUACGAGAUUUAUUUCCCGCCGUCGCCCAAGAAACCAGUUGUUGAAGAAAUUCGUGCCCCGAGUCUUCCGACAACCGCCGCCACAGCAGCGACGUCGCCACCGACUACGACGACGACGACGACUGAAACGAAAGAGAAGCACAACAAGGGCAAGGAUUCAAAGGGCUCCUACGAAUACGAUCCAUCCUGGUCACCGAAGGACACGAGCGUUGUUGGAGACGAAGAUGCGAAGCGGAAACCGCGUACGAGUAAUAAACAUCAGCAGAGAGGAGUGAUGAUGCUCACGGAAUUGCCGCCUUUGCCGGGAUCCAAUUCUGCGCCAGUGCCAAUUGCCAAUCUCCAGUCGAUUGUUGAUAAAAAGCUUGUUCGGGUCGAGAGCAGACAGCCGCAUGUGGCCACUAUUGACCUUAAAGCACCAGUGAAGAAGGCAGAGACGCCAAAGGGGAAAACCGUGAGGAACGGGAAGAUGACGGAAGCAGAAAGUCCGAUUGCCAGUAGGAAGUUGAAAGACAAGGAAAAGCCAGUAGUUGUUCCUCCGAAACUCGUUUUGGAGUCUAAAAAACGUCAUCAUAGUGUUGAGAAGACGAGACACGAUUCUUCUUCCAGCAGCACCAACAGCAAUCACGUCCGAAACAAGGAUUCAGGCUCUAAACAGAGGACGACUCCGCCGUCAACACCUACUACGCCUGACACGUCUUCUGAUGCAUUGCAGAAGCAGCGAGAAAUCGCCAAAAAAGGGCUGGCCGAUGCCCUCGCCAGCAGAUCAUUGAAGACUGGCGAAGACAAUGCGGAAAUGUGCGGCACGCUUGCGACGGCGAUUGAGAAGGAGAUGUUUGAGAAACUCGGCUCCGACAUGUUCAAAUACCGGGCAAAGUGUCGCAGUUUCAUUCAGAACAUUCGUCAGCCCGAAAACGAUCUGCACACUCGCAUCAUCUCUGGGAAAAUCUCUCCGGAACGACUCAUUUCCUUGAGUGUCAAUGAACUGGCUCCGAAACGAGUCGCCGAAGAACGAGAAAAAUCCUUGAAACACGAUCUCGAAAUGAUUAAAAAGCAAGAGCUGGAGAACCUGAGGCGAGGAGACGUUUUUCUGGUGAAAACUCACAAAGGCGAAGUCAUCAUCGAAGGGGAAGACGGUGUGUCUGCUGAAAAGUCGCGGAAAGUUGAGAAGCAAUUGGAAGAGGAAAACAGUGUGAUGGACACUUCUGCGCCCCACUCGCACCCCCCGACCCCCGUCGACACGUCAGCGUCGCACGGGAAACACGCAUUUGACGACAACUGCAAGAUCUGCCAGGCCGAGUUGGCCAAGUCGUCCAAGUCCAAGAGCAAGAAGCACAAGGACAAGGAGCGAGACAAGCACAAGCACAAAAAGGACAAGAAGAAACGGCGGCACUCGUCCCCGCAACGAGACAGCGACAAGAAACGCCGUCGGUCGGAGGAAGAAGCCGAGGAGACGGACAAGAAGAAGCAGGAGUUGGAGCGACAAUUGGAGCAGUUGACGAAGAAGCGGAGAGAGAUGGAACUGCAGCGACAGCAGAUGGACCAGCGUUUGCAGGAGACGAUGGCUGAGGCGCAAAAGGUGCAGCAGACCGUGUUGAGUCCGGUUGUCGACUUGCAGGAUCCCUACGAGCCGGGCGAUGACGUUCUCAACGAGCUCGACGUCGACCCGGUUGACGACACCGAGCUCCACAGAGCUUUGGGAUUUGACGAGUCUGACUACUCUGAUAAGGAAGAGGAUGAGAGGAUCCGGUUGCGAGAUUGUUGGUCUGGUCACAUCCGCAUGCCGGAAUUCCACGACCACGUGGUGCUGGAUGCGUUUCCGGUGUCUGGCUAUUGCGACCAUUUACUCGACGACGUUCACAUCAACCUACAAGUGGUUGGUCGGUUAUCUGCCGACUGCGCCUUUACCUAUGUUGAGGAAAUGCGAAAGUCGACCAACAAGGAAAUGGUGAUUGUGAGGUUCCAUCCGAAGAGCGGAGUGGACCGCGAGCGGAACGGCAUCAUGUACAAGAAGUUUUUCCAGUCGCUGUACGAAAAGGACCGCGUGGGCGUGUUGAAGGAACACUCGACGACCGUGAAGGACUUCUACUUGGUGCCUGUGCGCGGGGACAGGCCGGUGCCGGAAGUGCUGUUGCCCUUCCAGGGCCCAGGCAUGGAGAAGAACCGCCAGGACGUGUUGCUGGGCAUCUUGUGGCGCCGGAAACGGGACCGGAACGAGAAGAUGGCGCGGCGGUGGUUGCGCACGAAGUCUGAUGACGGGAGUUCGGUGUCGGAUCCGAUUGUGGAGAAGUUCGCCAAAGUGGUGGAUCUCGCGGGAAUUGGUCGCCGUUCGUCGUCAGAGUCGAAGGAUCCGCGGCGGCGGAAAAACUCCGUGAACCUCAAUUCUCCGUCAAGCUCGAGUUCGGCCAGUUUGUCAAGUCCGUUCUCGGCGCCGGGCCACCCAGUGUCACGGCCAUCGAUCGAAGAUGGCGGCACUCUGGAUUGACAAUGAUGAAGGGAAAUCCUUGCAAGUGACGGGAUGUGAAUAUUUCCGUCUUUCUUUUUUUUUUGGGCUGUCGAUUUCCUGAAUGGAGAUGACCCCCUCCUCCUCCCACAUAGUCGUCAUCAUCAUCACGAAGCGCGGGUCGUUAUUUUUGUUGUUGUUCCGAGCAGUCGGCAAGAUUCUUCAAGGUUUUUUGUUUGUUUUUAAUUAUUAAAUAUUGCCGAGGCUUGAAGAAGGUGGUGGUGAUGUGUCAUGAGAGUCAUGCACACACUCACACACAGACUGCCUGGAUGAGUUGUCCAAAGAAAACGUCGUUUUCAAUUAUUAGUGUGCGUUUUUUUUUUUUUUUUUUU
Messenger RNA from Notodromas monacha, 4610 nucleotides. Lineage: Eukaryota; Metazoa; Arthropoda; Ostracoda; Podocopida; Cyprididae. The record is from the annotation of a GenBank genome assembly.